Messenger RNA from Asterias rubens (European starfish), 3117 nucleotides. Its product is annotated as CMP-N-acetylneuraminate-beta-galactosamide-alpha-2,3-sialyltransferase 2-like. Gene Ontology annotation, molecular function: sialyltransferase activity. NCBI's taxonomy places the organism in Eukaryota, Metazoa, Echinodermata, Asteroidea, Forcipulatida, Asteriidae. Bases 422 to 1483 code for a protein of 353 amino acids. The transcript is spliced from 9 exons. The record is from RefSeq and is a predicted model, not a curated record.
UUAGGCGGGCUGAGUAUAAUUGUAUAUUUUCAAUAAUCAAUAAUUAUUUUAUUUUUUGAAGACGAAAAAUCUUGACAACAAGCGGACGGCCAGCACGCGAGUCAAAAGUUUUUGACUCUGUAUUCUGGAGAGCGUCUGGUCGUAUGGAGGUAGACAACAAACGCAGUGCGAAAAGGUUCAAUAUUUAAACCCAAGUCGUAAUUCAACCUACGUCAUCACUGUAAAUACAGGUAUUACAGCAGAAGGAAGGGGUGGAUUUUAAGACGACUGAUUCGUCUCUCAAAGAAGUCGAGUCAAUUGCACACAUCAGGUAUCGCCCACCCAGAAAAUGUACACGCAGCCAUCAACCAUGCCUGUCUUGGACACAAGAUCCUGAUGUUUUUUUCUACGUUGGGUCUUGAAGUGAUGUGCACAGGUCACCAUGAGAGCUCGUCUUAAAAUGCCAGUAGUCUUUGCCACCUUUCUGAUUAUCAUCUCGCUGUAUGUAUACAUCCAUGAGAUUGGAUUCAGCCAAGCCACAGUUUCCGACAGCCACGAGUUGAGUUUCUUCUCUCUUUCCUCGGUCAGGAGGUUCUUCACCACACAACUCACCGUCCCGGAAAAUGUCAGAACUUUAGGAACAAUGAAUUCUACCGACGGCUGCCGACGAUUGUGGCUGGCGGGACAGUCGCUUUGGUUCGAUUACAAGUUCAACGCAAGCCUGAGUCCGGUGUGGACGCGGCACAAUAAAAAAUUAACUCCAGUGAUCAGUUCAUGGUGGAAGACGCUGCAAACAAACAAACUCACUAGCGUCCCUGAUGUUAUAAACGAAGCACUGAAGGUUAUCAGCGACGAGGACCCGUACUGGGUGAGGGACUUGUCCAGAUGUCUGCGAUGUGCUGUGGUAGGCAACUCUGGGAAUCUACGCGGCAGUCAGUAUGGCCAACUGAUUGAUUCGCAUGACUAUGUCUUCAGAAUCAACAAGGCUCCUACAAAAGAUUUCAUCUCGGAUGUAGGCUCGAAGGAAACCCACCGCUUCACAUAUCCAGAGAGCUUCAUGGCACCGGGGCCCGAUGCCAACUUUGUGCUGAUGGACUUUAAGCUGCUGGAUGUUGCAUGGCUGACCAGCGCACUGACCAACGGCACCGUAACAAGAACAUACAUGAAUGUUAAGAAAACCAUUAACGUCACCAAAUCAAAGGUGAUGAUCUACAAUCCGUCCUUAAUGCAUCACAUUCACACAGAGUGGAUGGAGAAACACGGCCGGUACCCAUCAACAGGGAACCUGGCAAUGUUCUUUGCUCUUCAAAUUUGUGAUGAGGUGAACCUGUUCGGCUACGGGGCAAACUCCAAUGGCAACUGGGAUCACUACUGGCAGAAGGACGACGGCUCGCACAACUCAUUCUUCAAGAAGACCGGCGUACACGACAGCGACUUUGAACGUUCAAUCAUGAUGAGCCUCCAGAGCGCUGGCAAAAUCAAAAUAUAUGCCGGGGUCAGAUGAUUGCUCCUGAAUCAUCAACAACAACAGCAACAACAACAAUACAACAAGGACGAAAACAACAACAACAACAAAGACAAAAACAACAACAAAAGGUAUUGUAUGUUGAAGAGAAUCUACAUGUACGUCGGGGUCAGAUGAUCGCUCCUGAAUCAUCAUCAACAUCAACAAUACAAACAACAACAACAACAACAGCAAAAAGGAUGAUGACAAAAGCAACAAAAUGUUUUUUAGGUCGAGAGAAGUCUAGGGAUGUCUUAUCAUCCGAAGGGAGCCAGCUACCUUGUAAUUUUUGUUAAUUUGUUUGGAGUCAUUUGACUAGAGGGGGAAAAUUGCGUUUGGAUGCAUUGCGCUAUAUAGACCCCUUACAUUGGUCGCCAUCGUUGAUGAAACGUGCACGCAAGAAGGGCUAUCAUUGGCCGAGAGUCAUGCGCAGCGCGUGUACGUGUGAUUGGUUCCAUUGUUUGUCAUCAAAGAUGGUGGUCAUUGACUUCAUGUGCAAAGCCAUCCGUUGACAUGGCUAUCCAAAAUAUGGAUGCUUGAUUAAUUUUUUGUGAGAUGUUGUGUUGCCAUUAGUGACAGAUUUUAACGUAUCAAGUUGUGAAACUCAUUUGUUAAAAUGUGGUCAAUGUAUCAAACAUUUAUACUUCUACCGAGAAUUUUUUCUUGUAAACCAGUUAACAACUGGUAGUCCUGUUAACAUGCCAUUAUUUUCUGUGCCAGAUAUUGGAUGAUGUGCACAUCCAUUGUUUAAUAAUGUUAGCUUGCCUGGACUUACCAUUGUGUUGCAUGUUCUCACUAGUUCUCACCACGCUUAAUUUUCCCCAUGCAAAGAGGGACAGUGAACUGGAAUUAACGCUCAUAAUCUCCCUUUUCUAGGGAGUUUUUGUGGAUUACAGACCAAUUGUUUGGGGUACAAAGAGAACUACAUGUAUUCGAUUACACAGAAACAUCAGAAACCCUGGCACUAAGUGCUUGAACCAGAGAAAAACUUGUUUUCUGUCUUUUUGGUUUUUUUUACCUUGCUUAUUUUUUUCACAUACACUCAAGCUUUAUGAAGCCUGUGAACUUACACAUUCCAAUGAAAAGGGCGAAUACCCCAAAAGUACUUUAAUUAAAUGCAUGUUAAAGAAAUGUAUUAAACAAUAGUACAGAUAAUUCCGUAAAUUUUAUUCAAAUUAAAAAAAUAUCUUAAUUUUAAAUCUUCUCUUUAAUCUUGCCACAUUUAGUAAGUUUUGUUUUCUUCCCGUUAUUGAAGCUAACAGGAAUCACCUGUUUUUGAGGGGGUGAUUACAUUUUUGAUGGGAGUUUCGGUUGAAUAGUGCCCUUUAAGGUUUUGUUUCUUUCAUAUGUGUACCAAAUAGAAUUUAAACCGUAAAUGAAAAAUGAUUUAAUUUGAAUCAAAUUCAAAUUAAAUUGUUCUCUUUGAAAGUCGAAGUUACCAAAGAUUUUGGAUUAGUACUAAAUGCAUAGCUGUAUGCAUCUCUCAAAAAAUUCACAUAUUUUUACUUCUCAAAAGGUCAAUCAAUAGACCCUAUGCCCAACACCGUGAACACACAGCGCACUUACCCUUGCGUCCCCUGUCCGUCAUUUCGUGUGUGAAAACAUGCACAAAAGGAAUGGACCCCCCCCCCCCC